UCCCAGUGGAUCCCAGAGCUGCGCAGUAGCCGCAUGUGUUGUAUGACCACAAAUCCACCCUUCCAAAAUGAGUUUCGGAAGUUGUACGCUCCUCCCUGGUUGGAGUUUGGGGGCAAAAGACAUUCAAUGACAGUAAGAUAAGUUCUAAUGGGGAAGGCUGACUUUCCCUGGCCGUGCUUCCUUUUUUUCAGACUGACCAAAGGCUUUCGGAGGUGCCCUUUGUCCAAACGGACUUUAAUUAUAGCCAGUGUGUGUGUUGUGUAUUUAUGUUUUGUGGCUUCGCAUGUUGGAUCCUCGCAGCACCACCGGGACCGAAGGAUUAAAAAUGACAAAUACAGACACACCCGUGGAUUGGAUCAUCUGGACAUUAGUGAUGCCCUACCGGACUCUGUGGAUUUGGACACCGGGGCCAGCUCUGUGGUGCCGACCCGGUCCAACGUUGUGUACAUAACACUAAAAUCUAAGCGUCUAAAACCUGCAAAUCGAGGCACAGUCAGACCAAAACUAAGGAGAAAAGUGAGAAGGAAUAAAACGACCAAUUCAGCUUUUACGCACGAAAAACUGGAAACUUUGGAGCGGGACGCAAGGCACAUUAUGCGCAACCCUGCACUCAGCACUUCCUGGAGAAACACCAGGGAUGUGGAUGUUCAGUCUGUGGAUAUCAGUCAUAUAUCUCACCCAGAUGCAGACACCCACUCCAGUUCUAUUCGGAUUUACAGCCAAAAGGCGCCGCCGUGGUUCAGUCCGCAAGACGUGAGCGUCAUGCGCUUUCUUGCAGACGCCAAAGUUUUACGCGUCAAAAAAGUGUCACGUGGAGACUCUUCAUCUUUUCUGAUGUUUGAAGGAGAGUCCAUUUUCUUCCCACAAGAAAAAUACGCAAAACAGAACAGUAUGUGUGUGGGUCAGUGUGUGAUCCGCAGCCCCGUGGACACCACUGAGGUGUUUGCGUUCCACUUGGACCGGGUUCUGGGUCUGAACAGAACCAUACCGGCUGUCAGCAGAAAGUUUAGUUUUCUACACGAUGGCCAGCCCUGCCCCGUGGUAUCAUGGGACGCAUCUCUUCACACAGAGGGUCCGGCUGCAGGCAAAUCCGCUGUCAGGUUAACAUGGGGGGCGUACCAGAGCUCCCUGAAGCAGAGGUGUUGGCAGAGAAACACCGUCCCAAAGUCAGACUCCGGCUGCUCCACCAUCCAUCAUUACGAGUGGAGCAAACUGGCUCUCUUUGACUUUUUGCUGCAGAUCCACAGCCGUCUGGAUCAGAGCUGCUGUGGCUUCAGCUCGGGUGGGGAUGUGUGUGUGGAGCAGGACCACCACGCUGAAUGUAGGGACCGGGACCACAUCCACCUGGCCAACAUUGUCCACAGAGGCAACCACCCGCGACACCUCGUCUUCACCGACAACAAGGGGUUCUUCGACCGCAAUGAGGACAACCUGGACUUCCGGCUCCUGGAGGGAAUUAAAGAGCUUCCAGAGCAGGCGGUGUCGGUGCUGAGGAGCAGGAGGCUCAGGGAGAAGCUCCUCCAGUCGCUUUUUUUAGACCAGACAUACUGGGAGAGCCAAGGCGGGCGGCAGGGCAUCGACAAACUGAUUGAUGUGAUCGAGAGACGAGCCAAGGUCCUCCUCACCUACAUCAACGCCCACGGGAUCCUGGUCACCGCGAUGAACGUGUGAACGGGUUUAACAUGACACACAAACAGAAACUAAUGCAGCGGUCUGAUGUCAUCGUGUCAUAUCUACAGGACGACAAACUCACAUACUUUAAGUUCAUCUGGAUCUAGAUUUUCUGGAUUGAAUCAGUAUCUUAUAAAUGAUCAAAUAUCAAUCUGCUGGAAAAGUAGAAACUAUGCAGAAAAAGUCAAACUGCCCUCAGAUCAGAUUUAAUAUGCAAAGAAAGCACAUUACCGAUUCCAUUGCAAAGUAUUAUUUAAGUUUUCAUAAUAUUAUGAAGUACAGCCACAUGAGCACAAACAACAAAUAAAAAUAUAUAUAUUUAACUUGCACUUAUUUUUUUUUUUUUUUAAAUAAAUGGACCUGUUGAAUUAACAUCUGACUUGUACAAUAUUAAAACUGUCCGUAACAUUUACUAGUUUAGAGAAAGGAAGCAAUAUUAAAUGAAAAUACAUUUUAUAAUUCAUUUCAUUUGUCUUUUAAUUAGUUCAGGAGUUAACUUCAGUCGUGGGUGAAAGUUUUGGAAAGGACAAUAGUUUUGUUCUGGCAACUUUCAUUGAUAAUGUUUUUUUUUUCCUAUUUGCUUGAGGUGCUUAACCCAUGAAGACCCAAUGCUAUUUUUGUGGCAGUUCCCAAAUGAAUUUUUCUCUAUUUCUACCUGUCUUAACUGAUUUAUCACUAAUUUUUUUCUAUAAUAUUAUCCUCUGUAUUUUGCAUUUUUUGGUGUCAAUCAUGUAUUUUCCUACAUUUAAUUCACAGAUCACAUAGAUGUUCAUGAAAACUCAGAGUCAAUUCAAAGUCAGUUAUAUCUAAAUGGAGAAAAAUUAAGAAAAAGUUACUUUUUUGACAAAGACGUUAACUGAAUGCAAAAACAAGUGUGUCCAUCCACUGUCAUUGAUCCAACUCCAUGGGUUUUACUGGUGAAACAAU
This is a messenger RNA of Sphaeramia orbicularis (orbiculate cardinalfish), 2598 nucleotides long. It is a transcript of the gene gask1b, whose product is annotated as golgi associated kinase 1B. Lineage: Eukaryota; Metazoa; Chordata; Actinopteri; Kurtiformes; Apogonidae. The record is from RefSeq and is a predicted model, not a curated record. Gene Ontology annotation, cellular component: Golgi apparatus.